This is a messenger RNA of Argentina anserina (silverweed cinquefoil), 2561 nucleotides long. RefSeq lists its product as uncharacterized. Gene Ontology annotation, molecular function: protein binding. Lineage: Eukaryota; Viridiplantae; Streptophyta; Magnoliopsida; Rosales; Rosaceae. The coding region runs from base 115 to 2280 and encodes 721 amino acids. The record is from RefSeq and is a predicted model, not a curated record. The transcript has 2 exons.
UUCUCUCUCUUCGGUUUUCUGAGGAGUAAAAGAUUCUAAAGAAGCAAACACACCGUAACCACCCCACAACCCCAAAAACCCACAGUCGUUGGUUUUACUCAGUCCACUCCCUCCAUGGAGCCUCCGGCGGCGGCGCCACUUCAGCCUCACUACCCCGACUCCCUCGACUCGUCCCCGCGCUCCCGCAACACCGACUCCUGGGACGACCCUCUCCCGCCGGCUUCCCGGCUCCGGCUCAUGUGCAGUUACGGCGGCCAUAUCGUCCCCCGCCCGCACGACAAGUCGUUGUGCUACGUCGGCGGCGACACUCGCAUCGUCGUCGUCGAUAGGAACACCUCGCUUUCCGACCUCUCCAAUCGUCUGGCGAAGACGCUGUUGAACGGCCGGCCGUUCACGCUCAAGUAUCAGCUGCCGAGCGAGGACCUGGACUCGUUGAUCUCGGUGACGACGGAUGAUGAUUUGGAUAAUAUGAUCGACGAGUUUGAUCGGACGGCCAGUCAUAAUUCGUCGGCCAAGCCGGCGCGGAUUCGGUUGUUCCUGUUUCCGUUGAAGCCGGAAUCCACGCAGUCGAUGGGGCCGAUGCUCGAUAUGCCAGCGAAGACGGAGGACUGGUUCCUCAACGCGCUCAACGCCUCAUCCGGGAUGCUCAACCGCGGAUUCUCCGACUCCGCCUCCGUGGAUUGCUUGCUCAGUCUAGACGACGGCGACCGCGGCGGCGCUGCGAACAAUUCGGAUUCGAGAGGAGGAGACACGGAGGCUUCUGCGGCGGCGAAUUGCAAGAACGGGAGGCCGGACGUUCACUCUGUCCCUGAUUCGCCGAUGCUUGAAAACUCGUCGUCGUUUGGGUCAACCUCGUCGUCUCCGUCGCUGGCCAAUUUGCCUCCGAUUCGGGUCCACGUGGAAGACGGCGGUGGUAGUAGUCAUGGCGGGAAUAGAGUGCAGGAUCAGAAGGUUGGGAUCGAAGAUCAGUUUGCUCAGAUGACUAUGGGGAUGGCUGGGCAGCAGAAGCAAGACGAUGUCGGCGGCUUUGUGGUGCUGUCUUCACCGCCGCCGUUGCCGACUACUAUUGUGCCUUCCUCUGCGGCGGUGAGUUCUUCUUCAGCCCCUGAUUACAUGAAUCGGGUGAUCUCCGACGACGAGCGAUCCGAUCACGGUGGAUAUCGGAAACCACUUCCUCCUCAGCCUCAACAGCAAGCGAGUCUACCUCAGUCCCAACCCAAAUCUACCGGAGUUUUUGAUUUGCCGUCGCCGGAUUCCGUGUCAAGUGAUCAUAGUUUAUCGAAUGCUGCCAUAUCUCGCCCUAAACCAGUAAUUUAUCAAGAACCACUUGCUCAGAUACCAUCUGGAACCCCUACCAGGUUUCCCGCAAACCUUGUUGAUCCGAGAACAAAUGUCUCCGAUGCAAACUCUCGGGUUCAGAUGCAACAGCAGGUUCAGGAUUCAGGGUAUGUAUUACAAAACCAAUACGAUCAACAACUACAACAGCAGCAUCAGCAACAGCAACUGCUUCAGCAGCAACUACAACAGCAGCAACAAUUUAUACAUCCCGGUGCACAUUAUAUGCAUCAUCACCCUGCUGGGUCUGUGCCAAUUCAGGCAUACUACCCUGUAUAUCCUUCUCAGCAGCAACAGCAGCACCAGCAGCAACAGCAGCAACAGCAGCACCAGCAACAACAGCAUCACCAGCAGCAACAACAGCAUCACCACCAUCAUCCUCAGCUAGAUCAGCAGCAGCAGCAGCAAUACCAAGUUUAUUACAUGCCCGCAAGACAGGCCGCGCCGUACAGCAAUAUGCCCCUGCAGCAAUCGCUGCAGUCCAACAAUAGUGAAGCUGCUUCUGCUGCUACUAUUGCUUCUAGCCGCUCUCAAACGCCUCCCAAUCCCAUGCUCUCUCCCACUGCAGCUUACAGCCAGAUAAGGAAUGCUCCCAUUGUCAAACCCGAAAUUGCUGCUGGUGUGUACAGGACAGCAACUACAGGUGCUGUUCCUCCCACUCAGCAUCAGCCUCAGCCUCAGCCUCAGCAACAAUAUGCCGGUUACGCACAGGUUAAUCACCCAGCUCAAUCAGCUGUUCCCGUUUCGACGGGUGCUGUUAAUUAUGCGUAUGAAUAUGCUGAUGCUUCUCAUGCUCAGCAUGCCCAGAUAUACUAUACUCAGCCCCUCACACACGCAAUGACUUCUCAGUACCAAACCAUGACAGCAGCUGCUGCCAUGGGGCUGCCGGAAGUUUCUGCUCAGCUUCCCAAUGACAACAUCAAACAGCAGCAGCAGCAGCGAUGAGGAUGAGGACUUUACAGCCUUUGUAAGUCAGCUUUCAGAAGGAAGAAACAAUUUUGGAGAAAUGGGAUGCCUGGUUUAUGUUUAAAGUAUCUAUGUCUUUGGUAAUUGGAUUGUGGUAUGUAUUUGUGAUAGAUAAUAAGGAACUUGGUGGUACGUUUUCGAACUCGUUCGUGUAUGUCAGAUUGUUUCUCAUUGUCAUAGAGACUCAUAGGAAAUGAAAAGGUGGUCUGAGAUUAUACUGUAAAAGUUGGAAAUUCAAAAACAUAUUGUGUGCUUGUGCA